CUCCCAGACACCCCAAACCUAGCAGCUGAGACGGGGGCUUCCUAAACUCAGGGGCCGCAGUGUGCGCUGUCGCGCCCUUCCUGCUGAGUAGGAGCUCGAGUCUAGGUGUUGGUUUUUGGACCCAUCAAGAAGAGACUCUCCCUGCGCUGUGCGCACCCUCGGGGCCCCCGCGUGACCCGGCCGGCGUUGCCCUCAGGCGCCCCAGCCUCGGCCUCUCCGCCCCCAGCCCUGCUUUUCCGGCCCGUUUGGAGCCGGGAGCGAUUUCACAAGGUGAUCUUUGGAGCCUCACGCCGCUGCGACCUGAGGCGGAGGUGGAUUUUGCAUCCAGCUGGGACGGGAGCCCCGAGGUGACAGGGCACAGCUCGCAAAGCAAAACAAAGCAAGCACGCGGCAAACAAGUGUUUAAAAACAAAGCCAAGCGCAGGCAGAGCCGUGUCAGAGGCCAGCGCCUCCACCGCGGCCCCCUCGACCCGGGCGGCGCCUGUCGCCUCCGUCCCCGCGGGGCUCAGGGACGCCGCCGGCGCCCGCUCCCGAGAGACCGGGCUGUCCCCGACCGUUCCCUUCCCGGCCCGCCCAGGGGAGCCCCCCGCCGGCAGCGUCCCAGCGUCCCGGGCCAUGGAGCCCGGCGAGGCGCUCAUGACUCAGGCCAUCCAGCCGGCGCACGCCAACGCCCGCGGCGAGCUCAGCGCGGGGCAGCUGCUCAAGUGGGUGGACGCCACGGCCUGCCUGGCAGCCGAGAAGCACGCAGGGCUUUCCUGCGUCACAGCCUCGGUGGACGACAUUCAGUUUGAGGAGACAGCGAGAGUUGGGCAAGUUAUAACCAUCAGAGCAAAAGUUACCAGAGCCUUCAAAACCAGCAUGGAGAUAAGUAUCAAGGUCAUGGUUCAGGACACACUCACUGGCACUGAGAAGCUUGUCAGCAUCGCGUUUUCUACAUUUGUGGCCAAACCAGCUGGAGGAGAAAAGAUUGAGUUAAAACCAGUCCAACUCCUGACUGAACAAGACCGCAUAGAGCACGACCUGGCGUCCGAGAGAAGGAAGGUCCGGCUGCAGCACGAAGACACUUAUCAGCGCUUAAUGGAGGAGAGCAGCCCAUUUGCAGAUCCCCUGUGCAACAAGGAGGAAGGGACGGUGACCAGCGCCACUGCCGUGCAGAGCAUCGAGCUGGUGCUCCCGCCCCACGCCAAUCACCAUGGGAACACGUUCGGGGGCCAGAUCAUGGCGUGGAUGGAGACAGCAGCCACCAUAGCUGCAAGCCGCCUGUGUCGAGGACACCCCUUCCUCAAGUCCGUGGACAUGUUCAAGUUCCGGGGCGCCUCCACUGUCGGGGACCGGCUGGUCUUCAGGGCCAUCGUCAACAACACGUUUCAGACCUGUGUGGAGGUCGGAGUGCGCGUGGAGGCCUUCACCUGUCAGGAGUGGGCUGCGGGCCAGGGCCGGCACAUCAACAGCGCCUUCCUCAUCUACAACGCCGUGGAUGACCAGGAGGAGCCGGUCACCUUCCCCAGGGUCAAGCCCAUUUCCAAGGAUGAUUUCAGACGCUACUGGGGAGCCAUGGCACGCAAGAGAAUCCGCCUGGGCAGGAGAUACGUUAUUUCUCACCGACAAGAGGUCCCCACCUCCACACCCUGGGACGAGAGCCAGCAGGCAUCCCUGAUUGAUGACAAUGUGGAGGCUCUCAGACAGCUGGCCGCCAAAACCGGCUGGGAGGUGACCAGCGCCUUGGGAAAGAUAAAAAUAUACACUCUGGAAGAGCGAGAAUUCUUAUCGGUGUGGGUUGAAAAGCGUGUGAGGUGCCCAGCACACCUGGCUUACUGUCUCUUGUCUGACUUCACAAAUCGCCCGCUGUGGGACCCCCACUACACGUCCUGCACCUCCGUGGACCAGGUGAGUGAGGACGACCAGAUCUACCACGUCACCUGUUGUCAGGUGAAUGGCGACAAACCCAAGGACUUCGUGGUGCUCGUGUCUCGGAGGAGGCCUGCCCAGGAGAGGGACACGUACCUGGUGGCAGUGAAGUCAGUGGUUCUGCCCGCCGUGCCACCAUCUCCGGGAUACACCAGAAGUGAGGUGGCGCUCGCUGGGUUUCUCAUCCAGCCCACCGACCACAGUUCCUGCACUGUGUCGUACCUUAACCAGAUGUCGGCUGGCGUCCUGCCUUACUUUGCUGGAGAUCUCGGGGGCUGGUCCAAAUCCAUCGAAGAAGCAGCCUCCUCCUGCAUACGCUUCAUAGAGAAUGCUGCUGAUGGUGCCGUGUGUUAAAGGUCAAUUUUCAAUUUCCUGGAACUUAAUUUCCCACUUUAAUUCCAAGUACUCUUGCCCGGUGUUAGAGUCACAGAAUGAUUGACUUUCAGCCUAAGAAAAAUAGUUAAGAAGAGAUUGCAAACCAAGCUGCAUCUCAAUCCAAUCGCAGAGAUUUAGCUUAGCAUUAAAACGGCUUUAAAACUCCAUCUUAGAGCAGCCGGGGCUCUGCCUCUUCCAGAGCACGAAAAUUGGAAAAUUGCCUGGCUGCAAAACUGCGUGUUCUGUAAAGUGGUAUGAGUUUAGUUAAAAUCAUCAUAAACAUGUUUGGGUUCCAGCGGGGCAACGUGUGCUCUGGCUGAAAUUUUCCAAAGUGUAAAAUGAUGGUUUGCUAUACACUGAUUAAUGCAUGACACGGUUCCCUGUACAGCAGGUAUCUGUGUGGCAGGGCAUCUGACGAGAUGUAUUACAUGUUUUAGGGCUUCAAAUUAGGAAGGCAUUAAAAUAUAAUAGAACCCAAUCAAUUUUAGUAAUGGGAGCUACUUUACUAGUGUCAUUCUGCAUAUAUUCCAGGUGGGCAGCCAAUUUAGUAUCUAGGGCUAUAUAUACGCAUACAAAGUACCUGCAAAAUGGGAUACUGCAGAGGAAGAGAGUGUUAGUGGGCUCUGUACCCCCAACCCAUACAUCAGCACAUGAUCCCCUGGACUUCCACGCUGCCAUUUGUCUUUCUGAAUAUGUCACGGUAGCCCCAUCAAAAGGACAGCUUUCAGAAGUUGAAGGAGCUCGCCACUAGAGUUUACACGGUCUCCCAAGGCAGGAGGUGUGGCCCAGAGGCCUGGCAGCGGAGAGCGGCUCAGGGAAUGGUGGGCGGGAAGCAAGGUGGUCACUGGAGGAGCCAGAGUGACCAAGUUAGAUACGCCAUCUGUUAGCGUGCCAACUCUUUUCUCCCCUCUUUGCUUGCCAUGUUGGGGAUCAAACCCAGGGCCUUGUGCCACACCUUCAGCCCUCAUUUCCUGAAUCUGCCCGUCCCUGUGCUCCCCACAUCUGCCUCCUCCCCUCCCACCCGCCCACACAGCCUGGCCUGGUCAUGGUUACUUUCAUCUGCCUAUGUCAAGAGGUUUUCGUGCAUAUGAACUUUGGGCUGGACUGCCAUUGUAUGAAUCAAUAUUUAUAUACAAUAAAAGUAGACACAUAAA
This is a messenger RNA of Cavia porcellus (domestic guinea pig), 3437 nucleotides long. RefSeq names its product acyl-CoA thioesterase 12 (gene Acot12). Gene Ontology annotation, biological process: acyl-CoA metabolic process. Bases 616 to 2262 code for a protein of 548 amino acids. Gene Ontology annotation, cellular component: extracellular exosome; cytosol. The record is from RefSeq and is a predicted model, not a curated record. The transcript is spliced from 15 exons. Gene Ontology annotation, molecular function: acetyl-CoA hydrolase activity; lipid binding; fatty acyl-CoA hydrolase activity. Lineage: Eukaryota; Metazoa; Chordata; Mammalia; Rodentia; Caviidae.